UCUUCUCUCUUCCACCGGAAACCCCACUGAAUCGCAAACUUCACUUUUAUGUUCGCGGAGGCAGUCAAUUUUUAACAGGACUUCGUCGGUGUGUUGAGUUUGGUCGUUAUGGCCGCCUGAACCAGACUAGCUAAAUUCUCACAGUGCAUGGUUGUCUUUCGAUUAUAUCUAAAUUACAGAAAGUUUUGCACGGGAUUUCCGGAUUAACGCAAAUAUUUGUUAGGAUUUUUCUUGGGGGUUAAAAUUCAAACAUGCAGCCUCCGCCGAGAAAGGUCAAGGUUACCCAGGAGCUGAAACACACUCAAGCUGAGCAGAUAAGCAGACUACACAUCAAACAUCAGACAGAGUGUGACCUACUGGAGGACCUGAGGACAUUCAGUCAGAAGAAAGCUGCCGUAGAGAGGGACUAUGCCCAGGCUCUACACAAGCUGUCCAAUCAGUACCUGAAGAGGGAAUGGCCAGCCAGCCAACCAGAGGAGCCCACAGACCACAGGAACAUGUACAUGGUUUGGAAGGCCUACUUGGAGGGCACGGUGCAGGUGACCCAGUCCAGGAUCACGGCCUGUGAAAACUACAGGAACCAGGUGUCGGACCCGGCCAAGACUGCCAGGCUGCAGAAGGAGCAUCAGCUCAGGAAGUGUAUUGACCAGCUGACGCUGGUGCAGGCAGAGCUACAGAACUCGGUGAAGGAGCUGGCCAAGACCAGGAAGAAGUACCAGGAGACUGAGACCAUGGCCCAGGCUGUCAGAGACAAGGCUGAGCAGGAUGCCAAGUCCAAACUGAGUCUGUUCCAGUCCAGGUCCAGUCUGCAGCGGGCCAGUGUAAAGCUAAAAGCCAAAAGGAGUGAGUGUAACUCCAAAGCCACCCAUGCCAGGAAUGACUAUCUGCUCACGCUAGCAGCGGCUAAUGCUCACCAGCAGCGUUACUACGACACAGACCUGAUCGACUGCAUCAAGGUUCUGGAUGGUGGCAUCUAUGAGCAGGUGAAGGACUACCUGGUCUCUCUGAGCCAGACGGAGUUGGAGGCCUACCAGGCUGUCCACGACACCUUCAAUGUCGUCCUGGAGAGCUCCAACGGGGUGACGCAGGACUUCCAGCGGCAGCAGUUUGUACAGCAGAACCCCGUGUUCCACAGCGCCCCAGCCAUCCUCUUCCAACCCAGCGGCACGGACAAGGUGGGGCAGCUGCAUAAGCAGAGUGGCACCACGGAGGAGCACAAUCUGGAUAAGGAGGCACGGAAGUGGGCGACCCGAGUGGCACGAGAACACAAGAGCAUCAUCCACAGCCAGCGGGCCCUGGAGGACUAUAGGACACAGCAGGGGCCGUCGGAGCAGAACUGCAGUGAGCUGGAACUCAAAAUGGAGGCGGCCCGGGAGAACCUGCGGAGAGCUGAGACGGUGAAGCUGAAGGCGGAGGCUCGCCUGGCCCUGCUGAGAAAGGCAGGCAUCACUGUGGAAACGUGGCUGAAGAGCGCCAUGAACCAGGUGAUGGAGGAGCUGGAGAACGAGCGGUGGGCUAACCUGAACACCCAUGACCCUUCACUCUCCGGUACAGCUGACCUGGAGAGAGAGGAGGAGGAGCUGGAGGAUAGUGGAGAGGUGUUGGACGACAGCAGCUCUAUCCCCUCCUGUACUCUCAGGAACUACCCCCUCACCUGCAAAGUGCUCUACUCAUACAAGGCGUCACAGCCAGACGAGCUGACCAUCGAGGAACAGGAGGUGCUGGAGGUUAUUGAUGAUGGGGACAUGGAGGACUGGGUCAAGGCCAGGAACCGGACGGGCCAGGUGGGUUACGUCCCGCAGAAGUACCUGCAGCUGCCCUCGUCCAACAGCCUACUGAGCAUGCUCCAGGCUCUGGCCGCCCUGGACGCCCGAUCCCACUCCUCCAGCAACUCCACCGAGCCCGAGCUGCUUGAGUCAGAGCUGCCCACACUGGGCACGCCCAGCGUCAACGGAGACUCCAGCUGUGUGUGCUUUGCCAAGGCCCUGUACGACUAUGCGGGCCAGACAGACGAGGAGCUCUCGUUCCCUGAGGGCGCCAUCAUCCGCGUGCUGAGCCGUGAAACCCACGAGGACGAUGGCUUCUGGGAGGGCGAGUUUAACGGUGCCGUUGGCGUCUUCCCCGCCGUGCUGGUGGAGGACCUGCUGGCGGAGGGUGGCUCCAGUGCAGACGUCGAGAAUGGUGACAGCCUGGGAGAGGCCAGCAGCAGCACGCCGGUGUCACCCUCUCCUCUUUCUGAGCGCUCCCCACGGAGCCCCUUUCAGCUGGGCCCAUUCCACAGCAGCCCCCUCCAGACCCCCACUAUGCCCUCGCCCCAGUCCAGCCCCUCCAGUGCCAGCGCCUCCCCCAUACCUCGCCCACCCUCCUACAUCAACGGUCACCAUAGGCCACCGCCUGCACCACUCAAAAGCCCCUUGCAGAGUCCUUCCCAGACCUCCACCCAGCCCCCCAGGCACCCAGCAGAUCGUGGUGCGGGAGGCACCAUUCGACCUGUCCGCGCUGCUCCACCACCCCCCAAGCCGCAGCAGCCUCGCGGCCAGGUGAAGAGAAGGGAGGAGGUGGAGAUCACUCUGGUGUAAUGGCGCCGCCCUGGUGGCGGUGGCUGCUGCCCACAACCACACCAGGUCAGAACGGACCUGGUGGAUCCAGGUGCCCCGACUGACUGACGCCCCUCUUCCAGGGAGGGACAACAGGCUCCAGAGCCCCUAAACCAGCCUAUCCAGCCAAGGGGUAUCCCCACUCCCCACUGGAGAGGCUCCAUGAGAUGAGAUGAGGCCUGAGAUUUGGCUCGUCUCUGUCCACACAGUCCAAAGCCAGUAGGGCUGAAAUGGUGUGUGGUGCGGAGAACCCAAACAAUUGUGCCUUUCUGACACGGUUUCCAACCCUACAUUCCUCUUUCUAUCCUCUCUCGUUCUUUAUUAUUUUUCUGUUACCCAUCGUUUUCCUUGGUCUAUCUCUCAUUUUCUCCCUCCUGUAUUUGUGCUGUAUCUCUCACAAUGUUUUCUCUCUCUCUCUCUACCUCCCUCUUUUUCUCUCUUUCUCACUCACCUUCAUAACUGGGCAUUGAGCUAUAAGGGGGUAUUUUCAAGCAAGAUAUCACCAUUAGAUUACUAUGCAUCAAAGUUAUGCUAAUUUCGUUGGAGGAUUGUACAUCUGUCACAAAGUUUUAAACAGCUAAAGUCCAAGUCAGAUCUGUUUGGUUCUUGGUGGGUUGUGUUUUUGUUGUCAACACAUUUCAUGGAAAUUCACAACACGGCAGAGGCUGGUACCUUUCCUGUACCUGAAAUACCAACGUCUUCAAAAAAAAGUGUUCUUAACAUUUUAUAAACAAGGGAAAAGUGGCAAUUUUGGAGGGAUGUAACUGAUAUAGAUAGAAAUUGCCCCAUUGAGAGCAAAAUCUGGAUCACACUAUGUGAAACCAUAACAAAACUGCCCCUGAAACUGUUGAUUAUUCCUACUCUAUAACAAAUUUCUUUGUACAAUUUCUUUGUAUUAAAAGGUGGGACAUUUCAAAACAGCGUGAUGUGAUGUGACCCUGGGUCGGACUUGCCUUCAAGUUCAGGGAGGAGAAUCACCUUAGUUCCUAGCUACCUACAGGAAAUGUGAACUUACUGAAGCACUUUUUUGUUAUUCUUUUGUUAAUGCCCUUUUCAGUAUUGCUGGUUGGUCUCUUGUGAAUGCUGCAUUGUUUCUCCUUAAAUUGUUUUUGCUCCAACUAUAUUGAUAUCAGUAUUGUUCUACUUGGUUUUUUAGAAGGCAUUUGACUUAUUUAGUCUAAAAUAGCCAUUGUAGUGUCUUGUGUUGGAGGUAUGCUUUUUCAUAUAAUGUAUGUAAUAUUAGUUUACAGAGAGCUUGGGAGAUAUCUGUGCAGCAAUUUUAUGAGGAUAAAAACAUAUGGAAACUUAUUGAUAAAUGUUUAGUUGUUGAGCAGAGAAAUGGGUAUCUGUCAGCCAUGUUUACUGUGUUUUCUUUGAUCUCCUAAAGAUCUGAAUGUCAAACUUAUUUUUGAAGUUUACAUUUACCCUGUUUUAUUGAACGAUUACAUGUUGUGAAAUACACACUUUCCCACAAUUGUAAAGUUUAUUUAGUUAAUUCUGUUUCUGAUUUAUUUUCAGAUACAGUAGAAACAAGUGACCCGCUACGAAUGUUUCCCAAACUCAGUCCUGGGGACCCCAAGGUAUGCACGUUUAGUUUUUUGCCCUAACAGUACACAACUGAUUCAAAUAAUCAUAGCUUGAUGAUGAGGCAGCCCAUUAUUUGAAUAAGCUGUGUAGUGCUAGUGCAAAAAACAAAACCUGCACACCUUGGGGUCCUCAGGACCAAGUUUGGAGAACGCUACGCUACUCUGAUGUAGUCUACAGCAACAGUAGAGAAUCAAAAGAAUUUCAUUGGAUAUAUAAAAAAUAAAAUUAGCUGAAGAAAA
Salvelinus fontinalis (brook trout) is the source of this 4423-nucleotide messenger RNA. RefSeq names its product F-BAR and double SH3 domains protein 2-like. Lineage: Eukaryota; Metazoa; Chordata; Actinopteri; Salmoniformes; Salmonidae. The coding region runs from base 252 to 2579 and encodes 775 amino acids. The record is from RefSeq and is a predicted model, not a curated record. Gene Ontology annotation, biological process: neuromuscular synaptic transmission; regulation of actin filament polymerization. Gene Ontology annotation, cellular component: recycling endosome; neuromuscular junction. Gene Ontology annotation, molecular function: protein binding. The transcript is spliced from 20 exons.